ACUAUAAAAGACGCGUAACCAGUGCGUUCUUCUCUCUGACCAGUGAGUGAGUCAGCCACCGAGUUCUCCGAUUCCGAUUCCGAUUCCGAUUCCGAUUCAACUCAGAUUCUCGAACCAGAUCCACCAUAGCAACAAUGCUUCUUCAAAUCUCUUCAACUCCGAUCAUGAACUCGUUCCUUCCUCACUCGAAGGAUCCAUCUACCGAACCCGAACACCUUCAUCGGAUCCCGAGAACCCGAUCCGUCACGCUUUCGGGUUCCUGGUCGCCGAUCGAAGGUCGCCGGAGCAGAAUGACAAGAGCGCUAUCGGAAACCGAUCUCACCGCCGCACCGAAGCGGAAGCCUCCCAGCCACGGCCUCUUCGAUGAGGACGAGGGUAAAGCGAGCACCCUCGCUGCCCGUUCGAGAACGACGUCGUUGGGUCCUGCGUUGUUUUCUUUCUCCGAGCUGGAGGAAGGUGUGAGCGGGAUUGGUGUAAGGGAUGAAGGUCUGCUGGCGUCGCGUGUGUUGGUUGAGGGUGGAGGCGGAGGCGGAGGAGGCCGCGGCGGUGGAUGGGACCGGAGCGACGGUGGAGGUUCUGGGUUUUGGGAUAAGAAUCAUGGGAGUGAUAGUACGGACUUGUAUUACCGGACGAUGAUCGAAGCCAAUCCAGGGAACCCGCUUUUUCUUAGCAACUACGCAAGGUACUUGAAAGAGGUUCGUUUGGACUAUGUGAAAGCAGAAGAGUAUUGUGGGAAGGCAAUUUUGGCGAAUCCAAAUGAUGGGGAAGUUAUGUCCAUGUAUGCAGAUUUGAUAUGGGAGAGCUAUAAGGAUGCUACUCGAGCUGAGACAUACUAUGAUCAAGCAGUGAAAGCUUCCCCUGAUGAUUGUUAUGUUCUAGCAUCAUAUGCACAUUUUCUUUGGGAUGCUGAGGAAGACGAUGAUGUAGAGCAAGAAAAUUCCUCUGAAAAGUCUCUCAGUUUCUUCCAUGGAGCUGCUGCUCCGCCGCCUCCUCCCCCUUUAGCCGCUGCUUCUUAAGUUACGUGCUGCCUUUGGUGUCUAGCUUUCAUAUGACUAUCUAACCUUUGUUUAUACUACUUUGACCUUGUAGUAUUUUUGGCCGACGAAUAUAGUUGUAAUGUUCUGUGUUCACCUUGUUGUCAAUGUAGAUUCUGGUAGGAAUACAGGAGAAUAAAAGAUGCAUUCCUAUGCCUUUUGCUUGAAUUGUCAAGUCUCUAUCUUCUGGCAUGCUUGUAUAGCUGUAUUAUGUCAAGAAUAAGGAUACUUGCACAUUUUUUUGGGUUA
Molecule: messenger RNA, 1283 nt
Organism: Lotus japonicus
Lineage: Eukaryota; Viridiplantae; Streptophyta; Magnoliopsida; Fabales; Fabaceae
Exons: 3
Coding region: 135-1016 (293 amino acids)
Molecular function (GO): protein binding
Source: RefSeq, a predicted model, not a curated record